GUCAGUAUAGCACCCGCCAUAUUGCUUCGCUUCUAAGCCCGUUGGCGGACCGAUGACUAGAAAGUACCAUAACUUCUCCCAUAGCUCAUCGGCUAUGAAGAAUGUAUACUGCCGGUACCAAAAGAGGAUCAACUGCCCAUCAACCGAAGUCGGUAACCUUUGCCGCUUAUGAUGCAGGGGUUGCGUGAGCUCGCCCGAGGCCCUAGCUGGCUCUUGCUAACUACGUGGCAUUACACAUGCCGAAGUGCAUUCCGUAUAUGCACAAUGUCCCUGCAAAUCUUCCAUGGUUGUUUUUUGAAGGACAUGCUGCAAGGGUUGAAAUCCUGCCCGGACGCACCGUGUGGCAUAAUGCAAGGGCGACCGACGUGCAUUGCGCAAAUACAUUCAGAGUCUAGUGGUACAACAUGGGAUAAGAUAGCGUCGUUGUGGUUUGACUGUUCGAGUUUGCGUACUACAGCCACGUUCGCUUUUAGGCCGAUAACUUUAUAAAACAGUAUCGAAAUUCCUUUGUUCCUAAUUAUGAAGAAGGCGAGCGCGAUCGUUUACUUCUCAGAACCACGAUGUUUCGCAGCUCCCACAAGAGUCGUUUUGGCGGAAUAAAGGAAACUAAUG
Messenger RNA from Truncatella angustata, 612 nucleotides. RefSeq lists its product as uncharacterized. The transcript has 2 exons. Bases 169 to 489 code for a protein of 106 amino acids. Lineage: Eukaryota; Fungi; Ascomycota; Sordariomycetes; Amphisphaeriales; Sporocadaceae. The record is from RefSeq and is a predicted model, not a curated record.